Molecule: messenger RNA, 3430 nt
Organism: Myxocyprinus asiaticus (Chinese sucker)
Lineage: Eukaryota; Metazoa; Chordata; Actinopteri; Cypriniformes; Catostomidae
Gene: cep126
Product: centrosomal protein 126
Biological process (GO): mitotic spindle organization; cytoplasmic microtubule organization; non-motile cilium assembly
Cellular component (GO): midbody; ciliary base; centrosome
Source: RefSeq, a predicted model, not a curated record
CAGCUAUAACGAAUGAUGAUUAAACAUUUAAAACAGUGUUUUAAGAGCACGGACGCUGUUUUGGUUUAGAUAGAAAUAGCAGACUAAAGAAAGCAAUGGUCAUAGGUAGGCUAGUACUGAUCUACGCUCGCAUUGGCUGGCCAGUCUUCACCUUAUUUUGUCCUUCUUCGGUGCACGAAUAUUUUAUUCCAGCAGAUACAAAAUCUGAUUUUGCCUGCUAUGUUACUGUGCGGCUGUUAGAACAGCAAUAGGACUUUCCUUGUUUGGAUGAGGACUCGGCUAUAUUGAGAGCUGUCAUCAGCUUGUCAACCUGAUAUUCGGGAUGCCAGCCCUGAAGGACACACUUGACUCGAAUAUCGCAGGUGGGCAGACUGAAGAUGAAAGAGAACUGUUGGUACAACAACAACAGUACUGUCGAGCUCGGGCUUGCAAACUUUACCUGGAAACAAAUUGCAGACGAAAGGCUCUGGAGGAGAGAAGAAAACAGUGGGAUGUUCAGGAGCAGAGAUUGAGAGAGAACAUUCGACAACAGCGUAGACAGAGGGUCCAUGAUGCCACAGAGAACUUCCAAAGAGCUCAUCUCCCUCUUUCCCAGAGGAAGAGACCAGCCUUUAACAGAAGAACACCCAACCUUGACGAAGCACUUCAUCAUUUUCAAGCCACUCUACACUUAUGUGCUCAUCAGUCUCCAUUUUUGUCCAGUGCUUCCACCAUAAGCAGUGCAUAUCGCCACCUACUGAACACUGAGGCCUGCGCCAAACUCAUGCAGAAGAAGAACCUGAGUAACUUCAAGAACAACCAGCUGCUCUUUCUCAAUGAGACGCAUGGGACACAGACAGUUCUGAAAGAAAAAGAGCAGGAGUAUCUUGAUAUCCCACAUAGUGAGACAGAGAGCCUGUCUAGUCUGGACAGCUUAGAGAAUGGAGACCCUCAGCAAACCCAUGGCACUAAAUCAGUGAGCUGCUCUAACCUGGUUUGUUGUUCCCACAAAAGCACCAACUCUGCCCAGUCCUCGUUCUCCCUCAUGGAUCCCCCUAAGCUCCAAGACCCCAAAAACGUCAUCGCCUCGGAGACAGUCCAACAACCUGUUUUCAUCGCCAAACCCCUUCUACUCUGCAGCAAAGAGUUUGCUGGUCUGAGCAUAAUCUUUCAGACUGAUCCAAGUUCCCGGAACUCAGACAUAAAAACAAUAGAGACGCUGAGUUCUUCACAGUCACAUAAACACAAACCAGAUGUAGACAAUGCUACAGGGCUCAAGAGAGAAUCCAAAUCUCUGAGCACAGAGGAGAGUAUAAGAAUAGAUCCCACACAUCCUAAACAUGAAACAGAUAUCACCAAAUUGGCAAGGGCCUAUAUGUCCAAGUCUUCUAGAAAUAAAGAGGAACCAGAAAGAACAUCAGAGCCAGUGACCCAUCAUGCUCAUAAUAGCUGCAAUGUCAGAUUCCUGAAAGUUCUUAAAAACCAUUUAAAAACCAAAUCAGGAAAUGUCAAAUUCACAUAUACCCCUAGACAUUUACUUUUCACCAAAGAAGUGGCCAUAUUAAUUAGGGACAGUGUGGAGCUGGCCAGGGCAAAGCUCAAUGAGCCAGAGAAAAAUAGGACCGUUAAGAAGAAACUGCGAUGGUUUGAUGAGGUAAAUGGAGUUGAUGGGGGGAUGUGGGCAAAAUGUGUAAAGACUUACCCGCCUCAACAAACACAUAAACACCCCUCAGCAGAUCUGCAGCAGGGUUUGCACAACUCAGACUAUGUGAAUUUACUCAUAGGGGCCAAAAAUAUUUCUGAUAAGACCUUCACUGGCCCUGGUGAGCCCCAAUCAUCUAGACAGGCCUGGGCAGAUGUAGGGCUCCAAGAACGGCGUAUGCAAGUGAAUAUAAGGGAGCCCACUUACCAAAGAGGAGGCCUUCACGUUGGGGGCCCUCGGACUCCCCGGAGAGUGCGCUCAGCCAGAGUCAGCUUGGGUCCCAUUAUGUCCCGGGCUAGGAAGGGCACUAUCAUCAGACCACAGUCUGCCAGGGAAGCACAACAUGUGGCCAAGACCCAGGGGAAGAUCUUGGUGCCUUGGCCCCCUCCAAAACCAGAAGUUAUGGAGUGUGACUUAGCCGAGUCCCCAGUGUACAACCCCAAGGCAGCCUACCGUGAUGAUGGUGUACAGAGCAAACCAGGUCUGCCAGUUGAGCUGGCACUGUACAAAGACAAUUCAGAUAGCCAGACAAUGCCUAUCCUUAAAAGAGAUAAAGAUGCUCUCUUUGCUCCAGCGGCAACUCAUUAUACCUACACACAUGAGACUGUGUCCAAGGGCAUCUAUUCCAUCUCCCCUCCAGAUGCACUUGCAAACAACUGGAGGUGCAGAUGUGGAGAGAACGGUAUCUGUUUGGACCAGACUCCAACAGAUGAGGAAAUCACACUUCUGUGGCAUGAAGUCCAAAGUGCUUUAGCCAGCAAAGAUGGUGACCCUCAAAGUUUCCUGACUAACAAUGGCCCAUUGUCUGUUUUGCCUCAAGCCUGUGCCAGUCUGUCCCAUGUUACCAUCAAUGGUGAUAGCUUGAUCAGUGGUGUCAAAGGAGUCUCAAGAAUGGGUGGCUUUUGCUUGUCCUCAUCUAAUGUGAGAAAUCCAGUGAGGAGACAGACUAUGGAAAGUAACAUGGUGAAGAACAGAGUUUCAGUGGAAGGCAGCAGAAACCAAACUGCAGGAACAGCACAGAGAAAGCCCUCUUUUCCUUAUCAGGUCACUGUGCCAAAAACGCCACACCCAAAUAAAAAUGGUCAUGCAGCAGACACUGAAGAGGUGACAGAUGGUGGUCAUAAGGCAGUGGACUGGUCUCUGUCAGACCAGACCAGCACAGUCCCACAGAGCCAGAGAACACCGUCUCUCUGCGUCAGUACUCUCUCACUGGAGGAGCAGGAGAUCCUGCAGUCACUGGAUAGACCUAAUCAAUGCCUGCAGUGUCAAUUUAAUCUUAAAAUAUAUGUGCAAGAUACAGAUGGUAGCAACACACCAGUGAAGGCAAUCCUCGCUUUGGCUCCUGCAUUUAACCAGACAGGUGAGAGUGUGGGAGUCGCCAUGCGUAGGCGAGACUUCUCUGCUGACAAUCGCACCCGAACUCAACAGCGUUACUGACAACACCUCCCAUGAUCCACAACUCCCUCAACAACCUUCUACGGGCACUUUUUGAAUCUUCAAACCUUACAGUUACGCACUUUAUAUUCCUGAGACAAACUCAAAUACAUCUGUGUCUAAGUGGCACAGAGAGUUUAUACAAUACAAAUAAUCAUUGUCUUAAUCAGUAUUUUUGUCUUGUUUUCUGGUAAAAAUAUAUAAACUGCCUAAAACAAAAUGUCAUAAGGUAUUAAAGGAUUAGUUCACCCAAAAAUGAAAAUUCAGUAAUUGUUUUCUCACCCCUGUGUUGUUAUAACCCUAUAUGACUUUCUU